Dentiscutata heterogama is the source of this 888-nucleotide messenger RNA. Lineage: Eukaryota; Fungi; Glomeromycota; Glomeromycetes; Diversisporales; Gigasporaceae. The record is from the annotation of a GenBank genome assembly.
UUGAAUGUUCUACAUGUAAAUAAUAAAACUUCGAACAUUAGUUGCCAGCGCCAUGAGCGUCUUGAAGGAUACCUCGACCAGGAUGCCAACCUUCUCGUAUUAAUAAUUGAUACAAAUCCAAUUGUAUGGAAGAAGUCAAGCUUUCCCUUGAAAGAGGCUCUACGUCACAUUUUGGUAUUCAUCAACGCUCAUUUGGCUCUAAAACACGAUAACGACGUUGCAAUAAUUGCUAGUCAUGUUGGUGUCAGCAAAUUCUUAUAUCCAAUACCGACACAUGAAAAUUCGGAUAAAACGAUCUUUCCUAAUAUGUAUCAAAAAUUUCGAGUUAUUGAUGAAAAAGUAAUAGCCAAUAUGAGUGCAUUAUUUGAAGAUGUCGAUACACCAAAUAAUUAUCCAGAUAAAGCAAGUUCUAUGGUUGCGGGAGCAUUAUCUAUGGCAUUAUGUUACAUCAAUCGUAUUACAAAAGCUGAUGAAAUCGGUCAUGUAAAAUCUCGUAUAUUGAUCAUAUCAGUAUCCCCGGAUUCUCCUUAUCAGUACAUAUCUAUAAUGAAUUGUAUUUUUUCCGCACAAAAAUUGUGUAUUCCCAUUGAUGUCUGUAAAGUCUAUGGAGGUGAUACUCCGGUAUUUUUGCAACAAGCAUCGCAUAUAACUGGUGGAAAGUAUCUGAAGCUUGAUAUGCCCCAAGGAUUAUUACAAUUCCUAAUGAUUGCAUUUUUACCUGAUCGAUACAAUAAAAAAUACCUUUGCCUCCCAGGGGAGGAGCGUGUGGAUUUUGGAGCGGCCUGUUUCUGCCAUAAAAAGAUUAUCGAUGUUGGAUAUGUAUGCUCAGUUUGUUUGUCAAGUAUCCUUAAUUUAAUUUGUUCCAUGUUUGGCGUGUACAAAACAUGA